Messenger RNA from Cinclus cinclus, 3141 nucleotides. RefSeq names its product FERM, ARH/RhoGEF and pleckstrin domain protein 1 (gene FARP1). The transcript is spliced from 26 exons. Bases 1 to 3141 code for a protein of 1046 amino acids. The record is from RefSeq and is a predicted model, not a curated record. NCBI's taxonomy places the organism in Eukaryota, Metazoa, Chordata, Aves, Passeriformes, Cinclidae. Gene Ontology annotation, molecular function: cytoskeletal protein binding; guanyl-nucleotide exchange factor activity. Gene Ontology annotation, cellular component: cytoskeleton.
AUGGGUGAAACUGAGCAGAGACCAACAGCAGGAUCCCGCUUAGGAGCUCAGGAAAAUGCUGGGAUCAGUACUUUGGAGCAUGGACAGAAGCCACCUGUGACACCUCCAGGAAAACUUGUCUCUAUCAAAAUUCAGAUGCUGGAUGACACACAAGAAACUUUUGACAUUCCGCAAAGAGCUCCAGGGAAGGUUUUGCAUGAUGCUGUUUGCAACCACCUGAACCUUGUUGAAGGCGACUAUUUUGGCCUUGAAUUUCCAGAUCAUAGAAAGAUGAUGGUGUGGCUCGAUCUUUUGAAGCCUGUUAUGAAACAGAUUAGAAGACCCAAGCACAUUGUUGUAAAAUUUGUGGUAAAAUUCUUCCCACCCGACCAUGCUCAGCUGCAGGAGGAACUGACAAGGUACCUAUUUGCAUUGCAAGUGAAGCAGGACCUGGCACAGGGAAGGCUAACAUGUAAUGAUACCAGCACUGCCCUCCUAAUCUCACAUAUAGUACAGUCUGAGAUUGGGGAUUUUGAUGAAACCAUAGAUCGUGAACACUUAGCGAAGAGCAAGUAUAUACCUCAUCAAGAAGCACUAGAAGACAAAAUCAUGGAAUUUCACCGUAACCACAUGGGACAGACACCAGCAGAGUCUGACUUCCAGCUCUUGGAGAUUGCCCGUCGGCUGGAGAUGUACGGGAUACGCUUGCAUCCAGCCAAGGACAGGGAGGGGACAAAAAUCAACCUGGCUGUUGCCAACACAGGCAUUCUGGUGUUUCAGGGUCACACCAAGAUCAAUGCCUUCAAUUGGGCUAAGGUUCGAAAGCUGAGCUUCAAGAGGAAACGUUUUCUCAUCAAACUACGGCCUGAUGUGAAUAGUUCAUUCCAGGACACCCUGGAAUUCCUUAUGGCCAGUCGAGAUUUUUGCAAGUCUUUCUGGAAGAUCUGUGUGGAGCAUCAUGCCUUUUUCAGGCUUUUUGAGGAACCUAAACCAAAGCCUAAACCUGUUCUUUUUUCUAGAGGUUCUUCAUUUAGGUUCAGUGGUCGGACUCAGAAGCAAGUUCUUGACUAUGUUAAAGAAGGAGGGCACAAAAAAGUGCAGUUUGAAAGGAAACACAGCAAGAUUCAUUCCAUCAGGAGUCUGACAGCACAACCUUCAGAACAGCAUACAGAGGUGCCAAAACAAGUCAGUGAUGUUGAUGAAACCCUAGCCUAUGGAGACACCAAUGAUGCUGCAGCAGUGCAGAGCUGCCGGCAAGGGAAGGAGUUGAAAUCUUCAACAGAAGACACUGGACAGCACAAGAGCCCUUCCUUGAAGAAGAGUCCAAAGGAAGGCAGAAAGGUGGAUGGAGCAGUGGUCUCAACAGUGGAGGAAGAAGAGGAGCCUGCUAAGGAUAGGAUGCAGCAGAACAGACCUCAGUCACAGCAGCCAAGCACAGGUUCUCUGACUGGCAGCCCUCACCUUUCAGAGCUUUCCAUCAAUUCCCAAGGAGGACCAUCAGUGGCAAAUAUGACUUUAUCUCCAAACUUGAGCCCUGAUGCCAAGCAGUCAUCUCCUUUGGUCAGCCCUUUGCUGAAUGACCCGUCAUGCAUCAGGGCUGAUGAUGAGGAAGAGGUCAAAAGAAAGAGGUUCCCAACUGAGAAAGCUUACUUCAUUGCUAAAGAAGUGGCGACCACGGAGCGAACGUACCUGAAGGACCUCGAAGUCAUCACAUCGUGGUUUCAGAGUGCAGUGAGUAAAGAGGAUUGCAUGCCUGAAACACUGAAAAAUCUAAUUUUCUCCAACUUCGAACCUUUGCACAAAUUUCACACUGGUUUUCUCAAGGAAAUUGAGCAGAGACUUGCUCUGUGGGAAGGCCGCUCUAAUGCUCACAUUAAAGGAGAUUACCAAAGAAUCGGAGAUGUUAUGCUGAAGAACAUUCAGGGUAUGAAGCAACUGACAGUUCACCUGCGAAAGCACAAUGAGAUUUUAAUGGAGCUGGAGAAUGGGAUCAAGAACUCCCGCAAGCUGGAGACGUUUUGCAGAGAUUUUGAACUACAGAAAGUCUGCUACUUGCCUCUCAAUACCUUCCUCCUCAGACCUUUACACAGGCUUAUGCAUUACAAGCAGAUAAUGGAGAGGCUUUGCAAGCACUACCAUCCAAGCAACAUAGACUUCAGGGAUUCAAGAGCUGCUUUGGCUGAGAUUUCUGAAAUGGUGGCUCAGCUCCAUGGCAAUAUGAUAAAGAUGGAGAACUUCCAGAAGCUGCAUGAACUGAAGAAAGACUUGAUAGGCAUGGACAAUCUGGUGAUCCCUGGAAGGGAGUUUAUCAGACUGGGCAGUCUUAGUAAGUUGUCUGGAAAAGGUUUACAGCAACGGAUGUUUUUUCUGUUUAAUGAUAUCCUGUUGUACACAAGUAGAGGCCUGACUGCAUCCAAUCAGUUUAAAGCCCAUGGGCAUCUUCCACUGUAUGGCAUGACAAUGGAGGAAAGUGAAGAGGAAUGGGGAGUUCCUCACUGUCUGACACUACGAGGUCAACACCAGUCCAUCGUUGUUGCUGCAAGUACCCGUGCUGAAAUGGACAAAUGGACUGAGGACAUCCAGAUGGCAAUAGACCUGGCAGAGAAAAGCAGUGGCCCUGCCCCAGAGUUGCUGGCAAGCAGCCCACCUGACAAUAAGUCUCCUGAUGAAACUACUGUAGACCAGGAAUCUGAGGACGACCUCAGUGCAUCCCGCACCUCACUUGAACGUCAGUCACCACACCGUGGCAACACUACGGUGCACGUCUGCUGGCACAGAAAUACCAGUGUUUCAAUGAUCGACUUUAGUAUUGCCGUGGAGAACCAGCUGUCUGGAAAUCUCCUAAGAAAAUUUAAAAAUAGCAACGGGUGGCAGAAGCUUUGGGUGGUGUUCACCAACUUCUGCAUGUUCUUCUAUAAAUCGCACCAGGACAAUCAUCCUCUAGCCAGCCUUCCUUUAUUGGGAUAUUCACUUACCCUUCCUUCUGAAUCUGAAAACAUUCACAAAGAUUAUGUGUUCAAGCUACAUUUCAAAUCCCAUGUGUACUACUUCAGGGCUGAAAGUGAAUACACCUUUGAAAGAUGGAUGGAAGUGAUCCGAAGUGCCACCAGCUCUGCCUCACGCACUCGAGCUCUGAGUCACAAAGAGCCUCACGCCUAUUGA